Messenger RNA from Arctia plantaginis, 2418 nucleotides. Lineage: Eukaryota; Metazoa; Arthropoda; Insecta; Lepidoptera; Erebidae. The record is from the annotation of a GenBank genome assembly.
AUGGAAGAAGGAGAUUUUGACCAACGUUUACGAGACUUGCAAAGAGAAUAUUUGGAGUUCUUAGACGAUGAGGAGGACCAAGGAAUUUAUAUGGAAAAGGUUAAAUUAAUGGUAGCUGACAAGUCUAAAAGGCUCAACGUUAAUGUUAACGAUCUUCGGAGAAAGAAUCCUGAACGUGCUAAGAAUCUACUCGAAAACGCUUUUGAAGAACAAAUAGCAUUUCAAAGAGCUUUGAAAGAAUAUGUUUCUUCUAUUGAUCCUACUUAUGCCAAAGUGCAAGAAGAAUUUUUCGUCGCAUUCAGUGGUAGCUUUGGAAAUAAACAUGUUACACCCAGGAGUUUAACUUCUCGGUAUUUAGGAAAUCUAAUUUGUGUAGAAGGUAUUGUUACAAGGGUGUCUUUGGUGCGGCCUAAGGUUGUGCGUAGUGUUCACUAUUGCCCGGCCACUAAGAAAGUUAUGGAGAGAAAGUACACUGAUCUUACAUCUUUUGAAGCAUUCCCUACUUCUGCUGUGUAUCCCACCAAGGAUGAUGAAGGUAAUCCUCUAGAAACAGAAUAUGGUCUGUCUCGCUACAAAGAUCACCAGACUCUCACAGUGCAAGAGAUGCCAGAGCGGGCUCCAGCUGGCCAGCUACCUAGAAGUGUUGACAUCAUCUGUGAUGAUGACUUGGUAGAUCGCUGCAAACCUGGAGAUAGAGUGCAGAUUGUGGGAAACUACAGAUGUCUGCCUCAUAAACAAGGAAGUUUUACUGCUGGUACUUUCAGAACAAUCCUAAUAGCAAACAAUGUAACUCAAAUCAACAAGGACAUGAAUCUGGCCAUUUGUUAUGAGGAUGUCAAGCUCUGCAAGCGUCUCGCCAAACGAGGAACAGUGGACAUGUUUGAGCUUAUAAGCAAAUCACUUGCUCCGAGUAUACACGGCCAUGAAUAUAUCAAGAAGGCAAUACUGUGCCUGUUGCUUGGAGGCAUGGAGAAGGUUUUACCUAAUGGGACCAGGCUUAGAGGAGACAUUAAUAUCCUUCUCAUUGGUGAUCCAUCUGUGGCUAAAUCGCAGCUGCUUCGCUACGUGUUACAAACAGCUCCUCGUGCAAUCACUACUACUGGUCGAGGAUCUUCAGGCGUUGGUCUAACUGCUGCGGUUACAACAGACCCGGAGACAGGUGAUCGGAGAUUGGAAGCUGGUGCCAUGGUGUUGGCAGAUCGCGGCGUGGUGUGCAUAGACGAAUUCGACAAGAUGUCGGACAUCGACCGCACCGCCAUCCACGAGGUGAUGGAACAGGGGCGCGUCACCAUCGCCAAGGCGGGAGUGCACGCCACUCUCAACGCCAGGUGCUCGGUCUUGGCAGCCGCCAACCCUGUGUAUGGACGGUAUGACCAGUAUAAGACGCCUAUGGAAAACAUAGGUUUGCAAGACUCCUUACUGUCACGUUUCGACCUGCUGUUCGUGAUGCUGGACAUUGCUGACGCAGACCAUGACAAUAUGAUCUCCGAACAUGUGCUGAGGAUGCAUAGAUAUAGAAAUCCCAAAGAACAAGACGGAGAAGUAUUACCAAUGGGUUCAUUAGUAGAAAUGUUGUCCACGGAGAAUCCCGAUAAUGAUGAAACUGAGGAAUCAAAUCGCUCAAUCUACGAAAAAUAUGACCCACUACUGCAUGGCAACACUCGGAGCAAGAAGGACCAAAUCUUGAAUACCAAGUUUAUGCGCAAGUUCAUCCACAUCGCGCGGCUCAUGAAGCCCAAGCUGACCCAGGAAGCGUCCGACGCUAUAGCUGAUGAGUAUGCGAGACUCAGGAACCUGGAUAUGAUGGAUAGUGAUGUAGCUAGGACACAACCGGUGACAGCCCGUACGCUGGAGACCCUGAUCCGUCUCUCCACGGCGCACGCCAAGUGCCGCCUCAGCUUCCAAAUAACGCAGGAAGACGCCCAGGCUGCCAUAGAACUCGUCCAAUUCGCUUAUUUCAAAAAGGUGUUAACAAAAGAAAAACGUCAGAGGAAACGUCGCGCUUCAUCUGAUGAAGAAGCUGCCGCAUCUGAUGGGGAAGAGCCUGGGCAACCCAGGGCUAAAAAAUCUAGAAAAAAGGAUGGUCAGAACGGAGACCCGUAUGACUUCUCAUCGGACGAGGAGACGGAUCCGGUACUGCGGGCCGCUCACACUUCACAAGUUGAACCAUCUCAACGUUCCACUAGAUCUUCACAGAAGAGUAUUGAUGACAAAAGACUGGGCGAGUUCAAGAGUGCGCUGCAGGAGCUGUUCCGCUCGGAGCGCGCCAACUCCUUGCCGCUGGCCCAGAUCACUGCGCACGUCAACGAGCGCUACUCGCACCAGACCUUCGACCCCGCGGAGAUACAGGCCGCGCUGCACAGGAUGACCAGCGACAACCAGGUCAUGAUGGCUGACGAUAUUGUAUUCUUGAUUUAG